AAAAGCUGUUACCGAAUUUUUGUUUUUUAAGUGUUUUUGCCGUUUUCUCUGUUAACGUGUUGUUACUAAAAUAUCUGGAUUUUUUUUUUUUUUUAUAUACAUAUUGCAGCGGUUUUUCCUCCAGCCGUAUGGUUAGCACCUAGCAUGUUGCGAACUUUGUUUGUAGACGGAAUUAUUAACCUGCGACACCGUUUGACCGCCUCGAGUUUUUAAAAAAAAAAUUAACAUCAGUGAAAACUUUACUGACUUGUUACUCUGUUUAUUGACGAAGCUGAUGUCUGAACUACGCUUGAACUAUGCUGUCUUCCAGAGUAGUGAGUUUGCGGCGGUGUUGGUUAGGUAAAGGCUUUGGCUCCCGGCUGGUUCUGGGCGUAGAGACGAGCUGUGAUGAUACCGGAGCCGCUGUGGUCGACGAGGUCGGAUCGGUCCUGGGAGAGUCGCUGCAUUCUCAGAAAGAAGUCCAUCUUAGAACCGGUGGCAUCAUUCCUGCAGUGGCCCAGAAACUCCACAUGGAGAACAUUUCGCGGGUAGUCCAGGAGGCUUUGGAGAGGAGCGGUGUGAGCGAACACCAGCUCUCAGCUGUGGCCACCACAGUGAUGCCAGGCUUGGCCCUGAGCUUGGGGAUUGGUGUGGACUUCAGUCUGAACUUUGUUAGGCAGCACAACAAGCCCUUCAUCCCCAUCCACCACAUGGAAGCUCACGCCUUGACCAUCCGCAUGCUCCAGCCUGUCCCCUUCCCAUUUCUGGUUCUCCUCAUUUCUGGAGGGCACUGUCUUCUCGCUGUGGCCCGAGGAGUCAGUGACUUCCUGCUGCUUGGUCAUUCGCUGGAUUCAGCGCCAGGGGACAUCUUGGAUAAAGUGGCGAGACGUUUGUCCCUCAUAAAGCACCCACAGUGUUCCACACUAAGUGGAGGUCAAGCGAUAGAACUUCUUGCAAAGGAUGGCGACAGGACAAAGUUUCCCCUCACGACACCUUUGGGGCAAAUUUAUGACUGCUGCUUUUCUUUUGCUGGCUUACAGAGUCAGGUUACACGGUUAAUCAGGAAUAAAGAGGCUGAAGAAGGUGUAGAAAAAGGGACACUUUUAUCAUGUGUGAACGACAUUGCAGCUGCUAUACAGCACACAGUUGCCUGUCAUCUUGCCAAGCGCACUCAUCGUGCCAUCUUGUUCUGUAAGCAGAAUUACCUGCUGCCAUCAUGCAGUCCCACCUUGGUUGUGUCUGGUGGAGUUGCUAGCAAUCAGUACAUCCGCAAGGCUUUAACUAUUAUCACUGAGACCACGGGAUUACAACUGCUUUGUCCUCCAGCCAGGUUGUGCAUGGACAAUGGAGUGAUGAUUGCAUGGAAUGGUGUGGAGCGUCUAAAAGAAGGGGCGGGGAUCCUGCCUCCACACGUGGAUGUGCGAUAUGAGCCAAAGGCGCCGCUGGGUGUGGACAUAACAGCCGAGGUGAGAGCCGCAGCAAUCAGACCGCCUUCAAUCAAGAUGAAGAUAACAAACUGAGGAAAACCUGCUUCAUCACUCAGAGAUGCUCAGAGAGUAUAACUGCGGUAAAAUACCACAGUGUAAUCUACGCUGCACUGUUUAGGAGCGUCAACUACAGGUCACUGCUGAGAGAGCUGGAUGUUCAGAGAGCUGGAUCAAAGCAUAUACGUAGAAAGUUGACUGAAAGCGAAAAGUGUUGUUGGAAUAUGUGCACAAGCAACAGGGACGAGCGCAGCCUUGAGAGGAUGUCGAGCAAAGCUGAUUCAAUAACAUGGAGGAGCUUCGCAAGGGGUGGACUGAGGCUGGAGUCAGAGCAUCAAGAGCCGCCACGUACAGACUGGCUGCAAGUGCUAUGAGUGAAGUAUGAAUUAUUCUAAUAUUUUGUGAUGCACAUAUUUUGUUUUUUGGGCUGUAGGCCAUAAUUAUCAAAGUUAAAGUUAAAAAAGCUUUAAACCUUCUAGAAUGCAUAAAAUGCUCACUUUCUGAAAUACAUGACAAAAAAAAAAUCCACUUCUCAUGGCAUUUAAAUUUUUUUUUGAGAUGCACCUACAGUAUAUAUAGUGCAGCAGAUAACAGAAUAUUUACAGGGGAAUCCUUCAAAUG
This is a messenger RNA of Thalassophryne amazonica, 2084 nucleotides long. RefSeq names its product O-sialoglycoprotein endopeptidase-like 1 (gene osgepl1). The transcript is spliced from 7 exons. Gene Ontology annotation, cellular component: mitochondrion. NCBI's taxonomy places the organism in Eukaryota, Metazoa, Chordata, Actinopteri, Batrachoidiformes, Batrachoididae. The record is from RefSeq and is a predicted model, not a curated record. Bases 297 to 1499 code for a protein of 400 amino acids. Gene Ontology annotation, biological process: tRNA threonylcarbamoyladenosine modification.